AUGGCAUCAUCAGUAGAAGAAGAACUUCAGACUGGUUUUAUAUGGGAAUGGAAAACAAAUAUUGAUCCAUGGAGUGAAACACAAACCGAAGAAUGGACACCAUAUUCUGGCGAUAUAUCAUCAGUCAUUGAAAAAGCUUACAAAGAACGUUUAGAACAAGUCUCUAUUAACGAAGAUUAUUGUAUUAGUCUGAAAGACAGUGUGCAAUUCUGUAAAAAUGAUACAUUUCGUCAACGACCCGUUCGAAGACGAAAGGAACAUCUUCCUUUGAUGACCUCCAUUGAUGCGAAGAUCGAAGGUCAAUCAAUGCUCCAUAAAAGACUUUCAUCCCCAUUGGGUGUACCCGAACGUUGUAGUGUAACUGGAGAUACAACUCAUUAUGGUUCAACAUUUAUUCAAGAGUGGUUAUUAGAUUUCACCAAGGGAAAAAUGAAGUUUACAUUUGAUAAUAUUUUUCCAUUUCUUUUAGAUGGCUUGAUCAAGGAGGGAGAAACCAAGAGUCAAAGUAACUCAAUUGAAACGGAUUUACGCAAAGUCGAACAACUCACUCGUGGACAGAAGUCUAGUGAGAGAAUAGCACAGUUGGAAGAUUGUUGUGCCAUAUUUUAUACAAAAGACAGUUAUAUAUAUCGUGUUGUAAAUAAAGCAUUACGUAAUAAUGAUCGAACAAAAUUAUUUACGCUUGGACCUUUUUGUCAUCUUCUUCUUUGUUAUAUUGGUCGACGUUUUGAAGAUAAUUCUACAAUUGGUGACCGUCUUCGACAGACUUUUAGUGUAAAUAAAAUGCAGACAAUAACUAUUUAUCGUGGUGAUUUUGUUUGUCGUGAAACUUUAGAAGAAUACCGACAAGCAGCUGGAGAUAAUACGAAACAUUUUAAAUGGCUUCCAUUUGUUUCCACGUCACGUAAAGAAAAAAAAGCUUUAGAAUUUCGUGGAAAUAUUUUAUAUAAAAUUGAAAUGCCUUCUUAUUCAUCAAAAAAAGAUCAAUUUAGAGAUAUCAAAAAUAUUAGUGAAUUUGAAGACGAAGAAGAAAUUUUAUUAUUACCUGGAGUGCAAUUUCAUGUGAAUAAGUUGGAAUUUGAUAAUAAAAUGGGGCGACAUAUUGCCGAGAUCAAAAUUCAUUUAUCCUACAUCUCCAACUUAUAA
Molecule: messenger RNA, 1146 nt
Organism: Adineta steineri
Lineage: Eukaryota; Metazoa; Rotifera; Eurotatoria; Adinetida; Adinetidae
Source: the annotation of a GenBank genome assembly